Messenger RNA from Mesorhabditis spiculigera, 588 nucleotides. The record is from the annotation of a GenBank genome assembly. NCBI's taxonomy places the organism in Eukaryota, Metazoa, Nematoda, Chromadorea, Rhabditida, Rhabditidae.
AUGCUCUUGGCUUGUGAAUACGCCAAAACGUUUCCCGCUUUUCAUCAGUUGAAAGAGUUUGAUCAGCGGAUCCUUCUUUCGCAAGUCGUCGGCAUGAUCCUCAUCUUGCUCCAAGCUUUUUGCUCGUUAGAACAGAAGAGCGAGAAGCUCAUCUUUCCGGAUGGCCUGGAUGCGUUGUCGUUCCAGCUGACACGAUUUGACCAUCGUUUCGAGGACUACUUCCGCGAGAACUAUUGCCGGCCGAUUGCGCUGAUCCGAAAUUGCGGCAUGGAGAAGCAGCACUACAUUCUGAUGAAGGCGAUUUUGCUUUUUACUCCAGGGCUUUGCGAUCUGUCGCCCGAGGGUCAGAAGAUUGUCGACAACGAGAGGGCCCGAUUGUGCUGCUGCUUGCAUCGGCUUCUGAUUUCUCAAUAUGGGGAAGCAAAGGGCGUCGCCAAAUUCGGCAAGUAUUUGAUGAUGGUGGAGAGCUUCGUGCGUUUCAACGAGAAGAAGCGCUCCCACCUGGAGAUGAGCGUCAUCCUCAACAAGGUCGUCAUGACGCCGCUUGGAGACGAGAUAUACCUGAAACGUCAUUUUAAAUAUAACAAA